Acanthosepion pharaonis is the source of this 483-nucleotide messenger RNA. NCBI's taxonomy places the organism in Eukaryota, Metazoa, Mollusca, Cephalopoda, Sepiida, Sepiidae. The record is from the annotation of a GenBank genome assembly.
AUGCGGCCUCGAAGUCGUCGAUGUUUCGUGUUUUCCUUUGCCCUACUUCUCAUUGCACUGACCUUUUCCAGUAUCUACAGGCUAGAAUAUAUGCACGAAUGGGCAAAUAUAUGCGUCUAUCUGUCUCUUCGCUUCUUUAGAGAAAAGUUGAAGCGUAUAUAUGUGUAUACAUAUUCAGUUUUACUAAGUUUGCCAACAGACAACAUAGACGCGUGGAACUCUGGCUUUCUGCGUCCUGCUUCUUUCUGCUCGCUCUCUCUCUCUCUCUCUCUCUCUCUCUCACACUCUCUCUCUCUCUCUUUAUUCAACUUUCUCUGCUUAUUUAUAUCAAAACUUGAUUACACAUCAGCUCGUUGCUUUUUCUCAGUUCGUAAGCAGCUCUCUUUUCCAUUCGUCAAAAUAAAUUUUCAUAGGCUUGUUAAAAUUUGCCUUGGUGUUUUUUUUUUCCAGACCGGAGCCAAUAUUUUUUUCUAUUGGUCAUAA